AACAUCAUCAUAUACUUACAAAAUGUACGUACCCUACUACUUAUGUUUGUAAAGAACUAAUAAUAGUAACAACAUUUCCAAGAACAUUCUCAUCAUUUUCAAGUGGAAAAACAAAUUACUUUGAGCCUAGUGUCCAAUAACACAUCCUGAUUGAUUUGAUAUGUGCUACCUUAAUUUGUUUGAUCUUUUUCUAUAUAUACCAAGCUUGGCAUCAAUAUUGGCAUAAAAUUAUUCUCUUCUAGCUAGGCUUCUUCUUCUUAAUUAAUAUAUCUAUCUAAAUAUAGAACAAAAACAUGGGGGUUGAAUCUAAUAUUGGGGAACAACAAACCAACAAAGCCAUUGGAUGGGCAGCAAGGGACUCUUCUGGGCUUCUAUCUCCUUUCCAUUUCUCCAGAAGGAAAACAGGAGAGAAAGAUGUUAUGUUUAAGGUGUUGUAUUGUGGAAUAUGCCAUUCAGAUUUACAUAUGGUGAAGAAUGAUUGGGGCAUAUCCAUCUAUCCACUUGUUCCUGGGCAUGAGAUUGUUGGUGUAGUGACCGAAAUAGGUGAAAAAGUAGAAAAGUUUAAAAUUGGUGAUAAAAUUGGUGUGGGGUACAUGGUGGGAUCUUGUGGCAUGUGUGAGAGUUGCAACGACGAACUUGAAAAUUAUUGUCCAAAGAUGAUACCUACUUGCAGCGCCAUCUACCACGACGGAGCUACCACCUACGGAGGCUUCUCUGAUGUAAUGAUGGCCAAUGAGAACUUUGCGGUUCACAUUCCAGACACUCUACCUCUUGAUGCCACUGCUCCUCUCCUAUGUGCUGGGAUUACGGUUUAUAGCCCAUUAAGGCACUUUGGGCUCGACAAGCCCGGUACACAUGUGGGUAUUGUUGGGCUUGGUGGGCUUGGUCAUGUGGCUGUGAAAUUUGCCAAGGCUAUGGGAAUUAAGGUUACAGUGAUAAGUACCUCUCCUGAUAAGAAGAAAGAAGCUAUUGACAAUCUUGGUGCUGACUCAUUUUUGGUCAGUCGUGACCAAAAUCAAAUGCAGGGUGCCAUGAGUACAAUGGAUGGAAUUAUCGACACAGUCUCUGCAGUGCACUCACUUAUGCCUUUGAUUGGUCUAUUAAAGUCUCAAGGAAAGUUGAUUAUGGUUGGAGCACCAAACAAGCCUCUUGAGCUAUCAAUUUUUCCAUUAUUAUUGGGAAGGAAAAUAGUAGGUGGAAGUUGCACUGGAGGAAUGAAAGAGACGCAAGAGAUGAUUAAUUUUGCAGCCAAACACAACAUUACAUCUCAUAUUGAACUUAUUCCCAUUCAUUAUGUCAACACUGCCAUGGAACGUCUUCUCAAAUCUGAUGUUAAAUACCGUUUUGUUAUCGAUGUUGCUAACUCUUUCAAUCCCUAAUUCUUAUUAGAUUAGUUUUGUUAUUAUUUCUUGAAAAUUAGGCGUGGGGAGCUUGGGUACUUUGUUUCACUACUUUUGAAUGUUUUAUGUACUUUGUAAUAUCUGUAAUUUUUUACUCUUCUCAAUCUAUUCAUGUGAUAUAAUUACAGUGCAA
Messenger RNA from Cannabis sativa, 1533 nucleotides. Its product is annotated as probable mannitol dehydrogenase. Bases 294 to 1379 code for a protein of 361 amino acids. The transcript has 5 exons. The record is from RefSeq and is a predicted model, not a curated record. Gene Ontology annotation, biological process: lignin biosynthetic process. Lineage: Eukaryota; Viridiplantae; Streptophyta; Magnoliopsida; Rosales; Cannabaceae. Gene Ontology annotation, molecular function: zinc ion binding; cinnamyl-alcohol dehydrogenase activity.